AUGAAAACUAAGAAUAUUUUAUAUCUCAUAUUUUUUUAUUCAUUGUUCUUUUUCAAGGUAUAUUGUUUUUUAAAGAAAAAAUAUUAUUUUAAUAUCUUAUUUUCUUCAAAAGAUAGACAAGUAAAAAAUUUACAUAGUGCCCAUAUAAAGUACAAAUUUACUAAGAUUAAAUUAAUAAAAUAUUUUAAAAAUUAUAUGAAAAAAAAUUGUUACAAUUUUAAUUUUAUUGGAAAUAAUAUUUCUUAUUUAAAAGAUACUAAACAGUAUAUUUUUAAAGGAAAUAAAAAGAUAACAAUAACAUCAUAUAAAAAAUUAUUCGAUAAAAAAAAUAUUGAGAUAGAGGAUCAAAGUGAAAACAAAGAAAAAAUAAAAACGAAUGAUUUACAAAAUGGAAAAAUAAAAAAGUCAAGAUUAAGAAAGAAUAAAAGUAAAGUUACAAGUAAUACUUAUAAUGACAUAGUAAAUAGUGAAACACUAGAGAAAAAAGAAAAAAAAUUAAAAACAAGGAAAAAAAGAGCUAAAAAAUCAAAAAUAGAAGUAAACGAAUUCAAUGGAAUAAUAGAUGAUUAUAAUACUUCAAAUGAAGAGUUUGACACUAAAAUGGAAAAAGACGAAGAAAAUGAAGUUGAAAACGAAGAAGAAAAUGAAAAAAAAAAAAAAAAAAUUGAAGAAGAAAUGGAAAAAGAAAAAUUAGAAAGAGAAAAAAAGAUUGAAUUUAUUAAAAAAGUAGAAUUUUUGUUAAAAGAUGAUGAAAUGAAUGAAUCAUUAUACGAAGAAAGACCAGAUAUAGAAAAAUUAAGGUUUGGAGAUAAACCUCCCCUAGGAAGUGAGGAUUUAAUGAAUUCUAUCUUAAAAAAUGUACAUGAAAAGGGAUUUAAAGAAAAAACAAAUACUAAUAAAAUGUGUGAUAUAAGAAAAAAACACAUAUUUUAUGAACUCUUAAGAAUUAGUAAUUCUAAUACAUUUAAAACACAUAAAAUUUAUAAACAUGAAGAUUUAAUAUAUGGAAUGAAAUAUAGAAAAUUGGGUAAUAGCAAUUUAUGCGUAAGUGAAUUAUGUAUUGGUACUAAUAUGUAUGAAAACGAAAAUUUUAUAAGUAGGGACGAUGUAAAUGUUUUGUUGAAUAUGGCUUUUUAUGAAUAUGGAAUAAAUUUUUUUGAUAUUUGUGAAUAUGAUCCAUUUCCAUUUGAUCCAGACAGUUAUAAAAAGAGUAAAAAUAAAAAUAUGAAUUUGUUUCUUAAAGAUAAAAAAAGAGAAAACAUAAUUAUAAAUUUACGUAUGUGUUCAUCAAGAAAUGUAGAUAAACUUACUCAUGGAGACUACUAUUUAAGUUGGAUUAUGGAAGGUUUAAAAGAUGAUACACCAAAUUUUUACAAUAUGGAAGAAAGAUUAGAUAAAAUUUUGAAAAAUUUGAAUACUGAUUAUGUAGAUAUAUUAACUAUCGAUUUACCUGAACGAUACAUACCAAAUAGUGUAAAUGGAGAGGAUACAUAUGUAUGGGGGUUUGAAAAUUUGGGAAUAGAAGAAGGAAAAAAAAUUAUAAGCAUAGAAGAACAAUUUGAAAUAUUGGAAAAGUUAGUUCUUAAAGGAAAAGUUAGGCAUAUAGCUGUAUCCAAUGAAAGUGUGUGGGGAAUAUACCAAUGGUGUAAUAUAGCUAAAAAAAAAAAAAAGGAAAAUAUGAAAAUCGUAUGUGUGCAAAAUUUAUAUAAUUUGUUGCAUAAAAAUGAAGUAGAAUCUUCUGGACUUGUUGAAAUGAUAUUAAAAGAAAAUUAUAAUGUACCUUUAGUACCUUAUGGAUUAUUAGCUGGAGGAAUUUUAACAGGAAAAUAUUUAGAUCCAGAAAGAUAUCAUACAAUGGGGCCCGAUACCUUAUUAGGAGAUGAACAACUUGACCACGACUUGGAUGAUUCUCGAGGAAAUAAAGCAGAAGAUUAUGGAUAUUUAUCAUAUGGUCCAAAAAAUGGAAGGUGUAAUAAAUAUCCUCAUUUGUAUAAAUCUCAUAGAUGCGUAUGGGCACAGGAUGCCGUUGGAGAAUAUUUAAAAUUAGCUAGAUCUCAUGGUAUGUCAUUGGCUCAACUAAGUUUAAGUUAUGUUUACAGUAGACCUUUUGUAGGUUCUUCCAUCAUAGGCCCAAGGACUAUUGGCCAAUUAAAAGAUUCUGUUUUAUCUUUAAAUUAUCCAAUUUAUCAACAUACAGAAUGUGAUAUACAUGAAAUUUUUUUAAGAUACAGAGGAUGUACAAUGGAUGGAAACACUAUUUUAAAUAGUCUUAGUGAUCCUAAUAAAACUAGUCAAAGUACUUUUUAUAAGACUUCCAAUAUACCUAUUUUAAGUGGUGGAACACAUUGGAAAAAUUAUCCAUUACCACCUCUUUUAAAAAGAUACGAAUACACAGAUAUGAAAGAAGAACAUGAUAGAAUAAAGUCUACAUUUGGAUUAAAUGAUGAACCAAAUGAUCAUAAUUUUAUAAGUUCACGUAUGUGGAUAGAGAGAGAGAAAAAAAAAGGAGAAUAUUUUGCAUUAAAAGAAAGUAUUUUGUUUAAAUGGAACAAAUAUAAAAUAUAUAAAGGAAUAUUAACAAAAUUGAGUAAAAAAGAACGAAUUCUUUAUGAUACGAGUAAUUUUCAUUUUUCUUUUAAAAAUGACACUAUAUGUGUAGUUCCAACAGAUGAAGAGAUACAAAAUUUCUAUGAAAAUCAAGAAAAAGUAAAAAAGGUUAUUAAUCAAUCAAUAAAUGAUCAUCAAGAAUUUUUUCAAUAUCAAGAAUAUUUAGGACCAGAUUUGCCAUCGAUAUUUAAUAGUUUAGAUAUUGAUUUAAUUUAUAAGCAGUUAUUAAAUAGACAUAAUAUUAAUCCAUUAGAUAAGAAUGAAUUAGAUUCAAUAUAUCAGUACAUCAAAUUAACACCUUCAGAAAUUAAAACAGAAGAUUUUUGGUAUAUAUACAAAUAUAAUCCAUUUGAUACAUCAUUUUCAUGUAGAACUGGAACAGAACCAUAA
Molecule: messenger RNA, 2997 nt
Organism: Plasmodium relictum
Lineage: Eukaryota; Apicomplexa; Aconoidasida; Haemosporida; Plasmodiidae
Product: aldo-keto reductase, putative
Exons: 1
Coding region: 1-2997 (998 amino acids)
Source: RefSeq, a predicted model, not a curated record